AUGCGACAUCAGGACAACGCAGGAUGGAUAGGGAGAACAUUGAAUGAAGUGAAGGAGGAAGAUUUAUGGUCGAUGGCAAAUACUUUGGAACAGGAGGGAUAUAACGCUGGAUCAUGGUCAAUAGAGGGAGGCCAUUGUCAAGACAAGAAAUGGAGGAUAUAUCAGAACGAAUCAUUGAAUAGCGGACGAUGCUCAUCCUGCGACCCUCAAGGAGCUGUAACCAUCCGAACCACCCAAUUCAUCACCAACCGUCUCCUUAACAGACGUCAAUUCAUCGUCACCAUCUUCCACCCUACCCGAGCCAACAUCUCUCGAUCCGAAUUAGGUGAAAAGCUCGCUGGAUUAUACAAGACCGAAGCCGCUCGAGUAUCGGUAUUCGGCUUGAAGACCAAGUUCGGUGGUGGUGUUUCAACUGGUUUCGGUUUGAUUUACGAUGAUGAGGAAUCACAAAAGAAGUUCGAACCCAAGCACAGACUUGUAAGAUCCGGUCUCGCCGACAAGGUCGUCAAGGCUUCCAGAAAACUUAGAAAGGAGAGAAAGAACCGAUCUAAGAAGGUACGAGGAAAGGCUAAGACCAAGGCCGGUGAACCCGCCAAGAAGAAGUAA
Kwoniella botswanensis is the source of this 606-nucleotide messenger RNA. RefSeq lists its product as uncharacterized. Gene Ontology annotation, biological process: translation. The transcript is spliced from 4 exons. Gene Ontology annotation, cellular component: ribosome. Bases 1 to 606 code for a protein of 201 amino acids. Gene Ontology annotation, molecular function: structural constituent of ribosome. Lineage: Eukaryota; Fungi; Basidiomycota; Tremellomycetes; Tremellales; Cryptococcaceae. The record is from RefSeq and is a predicted model, not a curated record.